AUAUUUUAAAAGAUUUAUUUACAUUUUGCAAGUAGAAUGUACCGAACGAUACUUUGGAGUUUAGUGCAUAUAUUCCUAUUUAAUACCUGUAAAGCAGAUAAGAAAAAACUGCUUUCCUUUGGGGGUAAUGGAAAUAUAGGUUCCUCUACGUUGACUCAGCUGAUAGAAACUGAUGAAUAUGAUAUAACUAUUGUAACCAGAGGAAAAUGGCAUUGGGACUCCGAACAGAGAGUAAAACCGUUUGUGCACCAGCUUACUUGUGACAGAAACUUUGAACCAGAGUGCGCCUCAAACAAGACUGCUGUUGACUGUGAUAUAAACGCCAUUAGACAAUGUCCUGAACUUCUAAGUUUUAUCAGAAAUACGGAUCUAUUCGAUCUAGUCAUAGACUUUAGCGCGUACCAUCCGAAAUGGAUUCACGACAAUAUGGAGGAAUUGAAAGGAAAAGUUGGUUUGUACAUCUACAUCAGUUCAGAUUCAAUAUACGAGGUGUGUAAAGAUAAACCAACAAGAAGGCCAAGUAUAGAAACUGACGCAAUCAGACCACUGGAUGAAAAUGAGAUAAACUUAUUGAAGAAAAAAGACACUUACGGGCACUAUAAACUAGCAGGGGAGGAGGCUUUAGUACACUAUGGAAAGAAGGAUGGUUUAAACUGGGUUACCCUGAGACUAGCUGACGUCAUUGGUCCUAGAGAUACUACUUAUAGAUGGUGGAUGUAUCAACUGUGGAUUAAAUUCUUUCCUGAAAUCAAGAAACCUAUUUCUAUCCCAGAGAAAAUUAAAAAUAAGGUUGAGUCCCUUACAUAUGUAGAAGAUGUUGGUAGAGUUAUUGGUCAGCUCAUGAAACUUGGUCCUGAUUCAUGGAACCAGGUUUAUAAUAUUGCGCUGGAUGAUGAAUUCUCUCUCUCUAAUAUUCUUCUGAGGAUUAGGGACGGACUAGGGGUAACUGAGGUAUUAAGUGAGGUUACUAAAGAUGAGAAAGCAUACCAAGGAUAUCCAUCUGUACUGGCAGGUUCUAUGGAUAUAUCUAAGGCUAGAAAAGAACUUGGAUUUGAACCUACCCCAGUCGACGAAGCUGUGGCAAAAACAAUUGAAUUUUAUAACCAAGCGUUUAUAAAGUUUCCUAAGGAACGAGAUUUGGUUCUGUCAGAUUUGAUGACUUCAGUUAUAUCUAAGGAUAAAAGGGACGCAGUGUAUGGUGCGAUAGAUCGGGAGUUAUCUAAACUUGGUGAAAUAGAUCCUAGGUAUAGAAAGGCUAGGAUGGGUGAAUUGGCCGAACUACCAACCUUCUCAAAACAAGAAUUAUAACAAAUUAUAUUUUGUAAAACAAAUAAAAAUUUACUAGUUC
Messenger RNA from Eurytemora carolleeae, 1348 nucleotides. RefSeq lists its product as uncharacterized. Gene Ontology annotation, molecular function: UDP-glucose 4-epimerase activity. The transcript is spliced from 18 exons. Bases 37 to 1308 code for a protein of 423 amino acids. Gene Ontology annotation, cellular component: cytosol. Lineage: Eukaryota; Metazoa; Arthropoda; Copepoda; Calanoida; Temoridae. The record is from RefSeq and is a predicted model, not a curated record. Gene Ontology annotation, biological process: beta-D-galactose catabolic process via UDP-galactose, Leloir pathway.